Miscanthus lutarioriparius is the source of this 420-nucleotide messenger RNA. NCBI's taxonomy places the organism in Eukaryota, Viridiplantae, Streptophyta, Magnoliopsida, Poales, Poaceae. The record is from the annotation of a GenBank genome assembly.
AUGGAGAGGAGAGAGGGCGACGGGAAUACGGAGUCGGGCUACGGGAGCAGUGCGGGUGCGGCGACGGAAAGGGAUAGGGAUGGGGGAGUUAUGUGUAAAUUAGGGUCAGCUUCUGGUGUCACUUGCUCCAAUUACGGGGUUGGGGUGCUUCCAAACUUGUAUAAUUUGGCUGCUGGACAGUUCAACCCCCUUGUUAUUCAACCACAAGCCAUGACACAACAGGCUACGCGACAUGCUCGGCGUGUCUAUGUGGGUGGACUUCCUCCAACUGCUAAUGAGCAGACCGUUGCCAUAUUCUUCAAUGGAGUUAUGGCUGCUAUUGGAGGAAACACAGCUGGUCCAGGUGAUGCUGUUCUUAAUGUCUACAUAAACCAGUGGUCAGAAUUUGGUGUACUCAGUAAUUUCUAUACAUUCCUAUAG